Messenger RNA from Passer domesticus (house sparrow), 2489 nucleotides. Its product is annotated as signaling lymphocytic activation molecule-like. The transcript has 8 exons. NCBI's taxonomy places the organism in Eukaryota, Metazoa, Chordata, Aves, Passeriformes, Passeridae. The coding region runs from base 1360 to 2400 and encodes 346 amino acids. The record is from RefSeq and is a predicted model, not a curated record. Gene Ontology annotation, biological process: positive regulation of type II interferon production. Gene Ontology annotation, molecular function: signaling receptor activity. Gene Ontology annotation, cellular component: external side of plasma membrane.
UAAUAAAUAAAUCUCAGGCGAGCUUCCAGGCAGAAAAUUCCAGGAUGAAUUGAUGAGGAAAAGAACAAAUUUAGGAUCAUUAUUUCCACUUAAAAGAGGUUUUUCCUGCCAUUUUAUGUUCCUUGUUCCCAAAAGGAGUUUUCCUCUGGAUGAUUUCACUUCAUUAAUUUUUCCUGCCUGAUGCUAGCCAAGCCCAGGUGGGGAAAAUUGCCUUUGGGGGGGAUUUUUUGGCUUUUCUGGACCAUUUCCAGGUUGAAAAUUUUCCUUUUGGGACCUGGGGGUUGGAGAAAUCCAUGGAGAAAUCCAGCCUGGCCAUGGGAAUUCCAGGUGGGAUUUGUGCCUCUAAAAACACCACAAAAAACUCCAAAAUACCCCCCAAAAUCCCAAAAUGCCCCCAAACACCCCAAAACCAAUGCCUUUGCCACCCCAAAAUCCUUCCAAGCUCCCGUUCCAGAAGUUUCCAGGAGGAACCACAGCUGGUUUUCCUGGAUUAAUUCAUCCUGCUCUUCCCCAUUCGUAUUUUUUCUGUAAAAGUCUGAUUUUUGGGAAAUGAUGGCUUUGGGUUUUUACCUAUCAGGUGCUUUCUGAGCAAGGAAGGAGGAGCCUCACCGGAUGUUCCGGGUGGGGUUUUUUUGGUGGUUUCAGGGUUUUUUGUCAUUCAAAAAUCAUUGCCCGGCAGCAAAACCUCGUGGAAAACUCUGAGCUGGGCUUCCCUGGAAAGCAGCGGGAUGUGAUCCAAUCCCAGGAUGGGAUUUGGGUUAAAAUCCCGGAAUUUUCAGCCCUGGAGGUGUCCAAGGAGCAGCAAGGUGGGAGUCAGUGACAUCUUGGAUUGUUGGAUCCCAGAGCUCUUCUCCGGCCUCAGGGAUCCUGGAAUUCCUGUUCUAUCCACACCCUGAAAAUUGGGAAAAUUGGUGAAAUUUGGAGGAAGAAAAAGGCAAAAACCCUCGGAUUUCAAAGCUCCUCCACCAAAACCAGUCAAGAUUUUCCAGCAGCAGAUCCAUGACUGGAUUUUUCUGGCCUUUCCCAGCCAUUCCUCCAGGAAGGACCAUCCCCAUCCCCAGCUGAUCCCAAAUCCACCGAAAACGAGGAUUUGGCUUCUCCCAGAGCAGUUUGAGGACCUUCAGCAGGAUAACGGAAUUCUGGCGGGAAAACCAAACCCAUUUUCUGCUUUUCUCCGCAUCAUUUCUGGGGCACGGAGCACAACCCCACGCUUUGAAUAAUUUCCGACCAAAGAAGAUAAAAGGCAAAGGCUCGACUCAUUCAGCCCCCAAAAACAGGAAAUGAGAAGCCUGGGGGUGAAGGUCUUCCUGUCAGCACCUGCUCUGAGCCCCGGAGCAGCGAAGGCUCCGUGAUCCCGGGAUGGGCUCCGGGGCUUGGCUCCAGCUGCUCCUCACCCUCGGAGCUCUUUGGGGGAUCGGAGCCAAGGAAACAGUGCUGGGAAUUUUGGGAGAGGCGACGCUCCUGCGGAUCCCCCGCGAGCUGCAGGAACGCACCGAGCAAUUCGGGGAAGCCUCCUGGAAAAAAAUCAUAAAGGAGCCGCUGACGAAGAAAUUCCUGGUGAAGAUUUCCGGCGGGAAUCACUCGGAGUUCCAGCCGGAGCGGAUGCGCUUCCGCGAGCAGAACUUUUCCCUGGAAAUCCUCAACACCAGCCGGGAUGACCAGCGGCUCUACGAGUACAGCGUCAACAAGGGGUCGGAGGAGGAGGUCUGGCAGAUCCAGCUGGAAGUGUUUGAGCCGGUGGCCGACCCCAGCAUCCGGAUCCUGCAUCGGGAAUCCUCCAACGGGAGCUGCUCCCUGGCGCUGAACUGCUCCUCGGAGCGGGGGGACAACGUUUCCUACAGCUGGGACAGCCGGGACAACGGCACCGGGGGGAUCUGCUCCGGGAACGGCAGCGUCCUGCGCCUCUCCUUCUCCCUGCGGGGCGCGGCCUUCGGCUGCGUCUGCACCGCCCGCAACCCCGUCAGCAGCCGCCGUGCCGCCUUCGACGCGGCCCAGUGCGGCGCCGAGCAGCGGGGUGUCCCCAGGGAGAGGACAGAGCUCGUGGUGCCUCUGGCGGUGCUCGGUGCCAUCAUUGUCAUCAUCCUCAUCAUCGUGGCCAUUGUCACCUUCAGGGCCAGACGUGACCCAGACCCCUCCCAGGCCACCCCGGACCCCUCCCAGGCCACCCCAACCAGCGCCACCAUCUACGCCCAGGUGCAGCGGGUGCAGAAGCCCAAAGGGACCGUCCCCAGCGCCACCCCCCCGUCCUGCACCACCAUCUACACCGCGGCCACCGGGCCACCCCCGGCCCCCGACGGAGCCCCCCGCUCCCCGGCCGGGUCCCCAACCCCGCGGGGACGCCCCCCGCUGUCCCAGGAGCCCACCACGGUUUACGCCAGCGUGACCCUUCCCGUGGCCUGAGCCUCCCCGGGAUCCUCCCUGGGGUCCGUGCCCGGCUGGAACCGCCGCUGAUCCCGGGGGAUCCCUUGGGGAUCCCUGAGCAGCCCCGG